UUCAGUUAUGGAAUAAAAUGAGUUGAAUACUAAUACUGACUGACCCCUUAGAUAAUCUGAUCUGCGCUGCGGCUGUGCACUCUGUCCAUGUGACACUCUCUUUCUCUGUCUCCCUUAUCCUCUUAUAGUGGCUCUCACCUCAGAUCUCCACUCAUCCCGCAGAGCUGGUCGUCUGCUGGUGCUUCAGUCUGAUAACAGAGCGGAGAGGCAGUGGAGCCAUGGCGAGUCCCGGACAGAAAGUGGUGCUGAUCACUGGCUGCUCCUCCGGUAUCGGCCUGAGGAUGGCUGUGAUGCUGGCGAAGGAUGAACAGAAGCGUUAUCACGUCAUUGCCACGAUGCGUGAUCUGAAACGUAAAGAUAAGCUGGUAGAAGCUGCCGGGGAUGCGUAUGGGAAAACUCUUUCUCUGGCUGUACUCGACGUCUGUAGCGAUGAGUCCGUCAAACAGUGUAUCAAUGGCAUCAAAGAUCGACACGUGGAUGUCCUUAUCAAUAAUGCAGGUAUUGGCCUGGUGGGUCCUGUGGAGAGCAUCCCCAUGGAAGAGAUGAAGAAAGUGUUUGAGACCAAUGUGUUUGGAGUGAUCCGUAUGAUAAAGGAGGUGAUGCCUGACAUGAAGAAAAGAAAAGGAGGACACAUCAUUGUGGUCAGCAGCGUGAUGGGAUUGCAAGGUGUGGUGUUUAAUGACGUGUAUGCAGCAUCCAAGUUUGCCAUGGAGGGCUUCUGUGAGAGUUUGGCUGUGCAACUCUUAAAAUUUAACGUCACAUUGUCGUUGAUUGAGCCGGGUCCAGUGCAUACAGAAUUUGAGGCAAAGAUGAUUCAGGAAGUGAAACAGAGGGAGUGUCCUGGGGCUGAUCCUGACACAGUGCAUUACUUCAAGAACGUGUACCUUCCUUCUUCUCUUGACAUCUUUGAGGUACUGGGACAAACACCUGAUGACAUCGCCAGAUGCACCAAGAAAGUGAUUGAAGCAAGCAGACCACGUUUCCGUAACCUGACCAACCCUAUGUACACACCUAUUGUAGCAUUGAAAUACGCUGAUGAAACUGGAGGCCUGUCUGUCCAUGCCUUCUACCACAUGCUCUUCAACCUCGGCUCUCUCAUGCACAUCAGCAUGACCGCUAUGAAGUACCUCACCUGUGGAUGUCUGAGGAGCAGGACAAUUUCACCAAAUUAAAAACUCUGUACACCAGUGAGAAUAACACAAACACUCUGAGUUUAUAGACCAGAAUAAACACCUCUGCUUAGGCUGUCUACUAACUACUAACAUACAGUACCUGCCCAAGGUCAAGUAGCAAAAGUCACUUUGUUACAAAUAAAGAAAAAAAUCCAUUAACAAAUCCAUCCUACAAUUUCAAAGAGUUUUGUGACCUGCCAUAUUUCGUGCUUUAUAUAUGCAGUCUGUAUUGUACUGAGCAGUCUUCUCUAUAUUCUUAUUUCUGUAUAAAACUGUAGCUUAUGAAUGUAUAAAAUACAACACUUAUGUCCAGAUGAGUUGAAAUAUAAUAAGAGUUUUCCAAUCUAUUGUAGCCAACCCAGAGUGCCAAAUAAGGUUUGCACCAAUGAGACAACAUUCUGCAGCCUGAUUUCAUUAUUUUAUCCAAAUCAGGCUGUUUUGGUUCAGAGUGAUAGGUAUACAACUUGUUCAAUUUGUAGCCUAUGUAUUUGCAUCUAUUUACACAUUUUUCAAAUACUGUUAAUGUAUUGGUACAACUGUUUUGGCAUUAAAAUUGUAAUUUAUACCUUUCAGGAGCUGUGUUGGUGCUUCUGAUGGUUUUCACAAAUUUGUGGUUGCAUAGUCAUUACUCAUGAUUAUGAUAACUGUUUCAUUAGCUGCACACACAAGUGUCCUAAUUUUCCUUUCCUGUAGAAGACUCUUACUUGACAGUGUCUCUGUCAUUUCUCUCAGGUUAACAUUAUAGCAUGACUAAUUCUCAAUUUCUGAGGACCGUACCUGUAAAGGAAUCUUUUGUUUCUAACCUUUAAGGUCUUUAAUUAGUAAUAGUUCACUUUCUGUAUCUAGGAUGGAUGCGAAAACACAUGGAUAACGUCGAACUCUCGCAGUCACCAAUGGUAGCUGUUGCCGUAGUAAUCAAGGUCGUAAUGAUAUCAUGGACUGAGACGGGGGUCUGGGGGGGUCUAGUCAUACAAGAGCCCUUCAGCUAAGAGACAAACUGUCUUCCUUGAGAUUCCUUGUACAAUGUGACUUAGGUGAAUGUAGUUCAUUGUUUAGGACUGAUGUAUGUGCUUGUGUGGGUUUAUAUAUACCUGUUGCAUGGGACAGCUUCAGGUUUGGGAUAGCACUACACUACUUAACCUGUUAAUGUUUGUAAUUGUCCAUUGCCUAUCUCCUUGAUUCACAUGAAGCUGUAUUAAAUACUUCUGUUUA
Messenger RNA from Seriola aureovittata, 2384 nucleotides. RefSeq names its product retinol dehydrogenase 8-like. Bases 219 to 1172 code for a protein of 317 amino acids. The record is from RefSeq and is a predicted model, not a curated record. Gene Ontology annotation, molecular function: estradiol 17-beta-dehydrogenase [NAD(P)+] activity. Gene Ontology annotation, biological process: estrogen biosynthetic process. Gene Ontology annotation, cellular component: cytoplasm. NCBI's taxonomy places the organism in Eukaryota, Metazoa, Chordata, Actinopteri, Carangiformes, Carangidae. The transcript is spliced from 6 exons.